This is a messenger RNA of Solea solea (common sole), 3258 nucleotides long. RefSeq names its product CD9 antigen-like. Gene Ontology annotation, cellular component: membrane. The record is from RefSeq and is a predicted model, not a curated record. Lineage: Eukaryota; Metazoa; Chordata; Actinopteri; Pleuronectiformes; Soleidae. Bases 143 to 778 code for a protein of 211 amino acids. The transcript has 8 exons.
GAGAGAGAGAGAGAGAGUCUGUAGUGACACCGCUCCUUGACGCGCCAGUGUCGUGAGUGUUAUUGUGGCUCAGUGUGGAGCCAAAAACAACAGCAGGAGAAUUUACGCGGAUAACGGCGCAGCGUCUGCAGCAUCAGGAGACAUGGGGAAGGUGGAAGGAGGAAUGAAAUGUGUCAAAUACCUGUUGUUCAUCUUCAACUUCAUAUUCUGGUUGAUGGGUUCCUUUGUUCUGGCUGUGGGGCUGUGGCUGCGCUUUGACCCUGAAACUGUCUCUCUGCUCAGUGGUGAUAAGGCACCGGACACCUUCUUCAUCGGGGUGUAUAUACUGAUUGGUGCAGGCAGCCUGGUGAUGUUGGUUGGGUUUUUCGGCUGCUGUGGAGCUGUGCGGGAAUCGCAGUGCCUCCUGGCAUCAUUCUUUGCCUGUUUGUUGAUCAUCUUUGGAGCUGAGGUGGCAGCAGGAGUGUUUGGAUUCUUAAACAAAGACAAGAUUAUUGAAGAUGUUCAGAACUUCUAUACAAGAACUUACAAUGAGAACAGCAACAGCACCGUGAUCAUCUCAUAUCAGAAAGUACUGAAAUGUUGUGGAACCUCAUCAAACCCCUGCCCUGAUCCCAAACCAGACACCAAGGACUGUGAGACGGGCAUCAAGGAGUUCUUCAACAAUAAACUCUACAUCAUUGGGUACGUGGGCAUCGGCAUCGCUGGAGUCAUGAUCAUCGGGAUGAUCUUCAGCAUGGUUCUCUGUUGUGCUAUUCGCAACAGCAGGGAGGUCAUAUAAGCUGAAUCUUGAUGACUGCUACCCCUCACCUCCAACUUAUUUGCCGCUGAGAGACUAUACAGCCGUCAGAACAAAAUGUCAAAGUUCUGUCCAUCAUCCAUUCAGGGACCCGGGAACUUCAUCUAAAAAUUCUUCCACCUUAGUGGCCUGACCUUUAUUUUCUGUGAGGGAUUCUUUACUAUUGAAUCUGUCUUCCAUAGCAGUCUGGUGUGAACAUAUCUUGUGGGAGGAUCAUAUUUUUCAGUAUGUUACAUUUGUUUUUGUCCGUCGCUGUAAAUUUUAACCCACACACUCCUGCCAAAGUGUCACUGGUUUUUCACACAGCCUUGACACUGACCCUUCGGCUGUGGGAAAUUUCAUCCUGAGAGAGCAACCUGAGGUGAAAGCAGAUGAGUUUGCUUUAUCAGUGCGCACACACACACACACACACACAAAAACACACGCACAAAAACACACACAGGUUUGAGCAGCUAUUCUUCUUAGGACACUGCAUUGACUUUCAUUCAUUUGGACAGACUAAGCAAUUACCUGUUUAACUAAACAGCAUUAAGAUACACACAGAUACCACACACACACACAGCUUACAUAUAAACGCUGCAGUGUUGUGUUACAUGAGACCACAGCCUUAAAAAGGGUUGCCUGGUUGGGAGUCCUGAUUGGUGGAAGUGGGGCAGCCAGCGAAUGUUUUGAGAAUGUAUCUCUCACACACACACACACACACACACAAACACACACACACACACACAGGUUUGUGCAGCUAUUCCUCUUAGGACCCUGCAUUGACUUCCCUAACCUUAACCAUAACCAGUUAAUGCCUAUCCCUAACCUUAACCUAAUUCAAAUCUUAGCCCUAAACCUAACCAGGUCCUUGGUCUCCACGAGGACUACUGGUUCUGACGUGGUCAGCAUGUAUCCACACACAGCAAACUGUACAGUCAAUACAGGAUCCUGUUUAGAUCCUGUUUACAAGGCAAAACCAUGGUUACCUUAAAGGGAAAGUGCGCUGCUUUGGAAAAUACUCUCAAUUACCCACUUGUUUGAAAAAUUGUGACCACUAUUAAUACGUCUAUAACAAUAAAAAAACCAACAAUUACGUAAUUACUGAUUCAUCCACUGAUUUCAUUUAUGUCAAAGCUGCAUCGAAAUUUAAAAGCAAGCAAUGCCAAAUUCUUUCUGAGGAAUGCAUUGUGACCUACUGUAUACCACUUCCUACCCCGUAAUUAUAUCCUUGCCCUCUUAUGUCAGAGUGUGUAUAUUGUUUUCGAGGAGACCUGGUGUUUUCAUGCUUGAUAUAUACAACUGAACCUUUGAUUCCUUCUUACUACCGUCAUGCUCCCUGUGUGCCUUUAAAUGACACCACCAACAAAAAAAUUGCAGGAAACCAACCUCUACAUCCCCCCCACACUUUAAGUCGAUCCAGGUUAAAUCAGGUCAUUGGUUUAUUCCAGAUGUCAGGACUGUAGUAUGUAUAUUUGUGUAAGUUUGUUUUCAGUAGUUGUAAAGUGUUUGUGGCUUAUGUAACUAUUUAACACGAUGUGUGCUGACGGAGGCUUACAGUAAUUGUUCAGUGUUGUCGUAAAUACAGUGUAGCCAUGCGGGACAGAUUCACACAGCCAAACUUGUUUCUUAACGUGCCUUUCUUUAAAAAACAAAAAAACAAAAACAGCUGUUUCGGACUGAACAUAGUUAUAGUGUACAUAUGCCCGCUGGAAUGCUCUUAUUUGUUCUGGUAUGUUUUAAACAGUUUGCCGUUUGUUUAUAACUAUGAAGAAUGAAACAGUUAAUCUUGGUUUUGAUCAAAUGUUUUUGGAUGAAUUGAGUCUACAUGAUUGAAUCAUAUGGGGCAGGCAUCAUGUUUCUCACCUAAAAUGACAAAAAAAUGACUGAACUAAAUUGAUGUGACUUAUUGAAAUGAUGUGACUCUUUUACAUGUCGACAGACAUGCACGUCAGUGGGACAGUGUUUUAACCGCUGCUGGUGCUUUUUGAUGAAAUGAGAGUGAUGUAACCAUGUCCAUGUGGUCAUGUUGAGACACACAAAGCCCCUGGUUAUUGACUUAUCCUUGUUCAUAUUGAUGGUCAUUUACACUACAUGUCUGUAGCUCACAUUAACUGGGUUAGAUCUAUGCUAUAGUUAGUAUAUGACAUGUAACAUUCCAUGUAACAUUCCAACAUUUUAUGUGACAUGUCCCACGGUCUGCAGAAAAGUACAAUAGCAACGUUUUUCGUAGGCACACGUGAAUGUUUGCUUACCAUUGCAGGAAAUCGGGAUGUUUGAGAUUCCGUGGUGUUAAAAAGGAACCAGAAACAGAUUAGUGCUGUAGUUGUUGUUGUUUUUUUUCACAUGGGGGCUUCUAAAACAUUUGUACACAGUCAAGCCUUGUAUAGAUGGUUGUGUGAUAUUUUAUUUUAAUACCAUCCCAGUCUUUUCAGGAAGAUAUGUGAUUGUAGUUAAAUAAAGCUUUAAAGUUUUACACAGUU